AUGUCAAAAGUCACGGCCGUGAAGGAGGCUGUCAAGGAGACGCUUGUCGGCUCCACGGAGCCUCCGCAGCUGUCAGCGCAGACCAAGGCGCGCUUCAACCGGCAUGCCCUCAAGGACCCCGAGACUGGCGAGCUCUACCUCGGCGCUGAGCAAUUUAUCGAUGCCAUUGCCCCGCCGCACGAAGAUUAUCACAAAAUCAAGCGGGAGCAGUACUCGAUCCUGUUCAGCGUCGCCGAUCGGACAAACAAGGGCAAAGUGACGCUUGCCGACUGGGCGUAUUUUGAGAACCUCCUCAGCAAGCCCGACGCCGAGUACGAGAUUGCCUUCCGUCUCUUCGACGUCGACCGCCUGGGCGCUGUAAAGUAUGACGACUUCCGCCGCCUUUACGAGCUCAACAAGGGGCCCGACAGCCUCCCGUUCGACUGGGACUGCGAGUGGGCCAAGCUGUACAUCGGCAGCAAGAAGAAGAGACACAGCAUGGAUUACCAGCAGUUCUCACAGAUGCUGCGCGGCCUGCAGGGGGAACGCGUGCGGCAGGCUUUCCAGUACUUCGACAAGGACGGCGAUGGCUUUAUCGAGCCCGAAGAGUUUGAACGCAUCAUCAAGGAAACGUCCAAGCACAAGCUCUCGGAUCACCUGCUCGAGAACCUCCACACGCUGUGCAACAUCGCGCAGGGCAGCAAGGUAUCGUAUGCCAACGUCCGGGCGUUCCAGAACAUGAUGAAGGAGAUCGAUCUGGUUGAGCUCAUUGUCCGUCGCGCCUGCGCCAAAAGCCCUGACGGCAAGAUCACAAGGGCCGAGUUCCUCAACCAGGCAGCCAAGAUCACUCGCUUCUCGCUGUUCACACCAAUGGAGGCCGACAUUCUGUUCCACUUUGCCAGUCUCGAUGAGCUCUCGGGCAGGCUCGGCCUCAGGGACUUUGCAAAGGUGCUCGACCCGUCUUGGAGGAAGCGUGAUGAUGAGGCAGACAGCCGCGCUUCCGCCGCAGUCAAGUCUAAAGGGGCCCAGUUCCUGGCCCAAGCAAUGGAGUCGGCGUACAACUUUGCCCUGGGUAGCAUGGCGGGUGCUUUUGGCGCCUUCAUGGUGUACCCGAUCGAUCUCGUCAAGACUAGGAUGCAGAACCAGCGCGGCGCGAGCCCCGGCCAGAGGUUAUACAACAACUCGAUUGACUGCUUCAGGAAGGUGAUUCGGAACGAGGGCUUCAGGGGCCUGUACUCGGGCGUCCUGCCACAGCUGGUGGGUGUCGCGCCCGAAAAGGCCAUCAAGCUUACCGUGAACGAUCUCGUCCGAGGGUGGUUUUCGGAUAAGCAGGGCAAGAUCUGGUGGGGCCACGAGGUUAUUGCCGGCGGUGCUGCUGGUGGUUGCCAGGUUGUCUUCACCAACCCGCUUGAGAUCGUCAAGAUCCGUCUCCAAGUACAAGGCGAGGUGGCCAAGAGCGUCGAGGGCGCACCCAAGCGCUCCGCAAUGUGGAUUGUCCGCAACCUCGGCCUGGUCGGUCUGUACAAGGGUGCAUCGGCGUGCCUGCUGCGCGACGUGCCCUUCUCGGCCAUCUACUUCCCGACGUACAACCACCUGAAGAGGGACGUCUUUGGCGAAUCCUCGACAAAGAAGCUCGGCAUCUUGCAGCUCCUGACGGCGGGCGCCAUCGCCGGCAUGCCGGCCGCAUACCUCACGACGCCGUGCGACGUCAUCAAGACCCGCCUGCAGGUCGAGGCGCGUAAGGGCGACACGACGUACACGGGCCUGCGGCACGCCGCCAAGACCAUUUGGAAGGAGGAGGGUUUCCGCGCCUUCUUCAAGGGCGGGCCCGCGCGCAUCUUCCGGUCGUCGCCGCAGUUUGGUUUCACGCUCGCCGCGUACGAGCUCCUGCAGAACGUCCUCCCGUUCCCGGGUAAGCCGUCCGAGGCCAAGGUGGCGGCGGGCGUGGCCGAGGCCAUGGCGACGCUCAAGGAAAAGGCCGUCGACAGCCCGUUCUACCGGUCCCGCAACGCGCUCAAGAUCCUGCUCGACCUGGACGACAACUUUGGGAGGGUGCCCCUUGGUCCCGGGCAGCCGGGUUGGAAAUCUCUGCCCGAUUGGAUGAAGGGCAAUGGGAGGACAGCAUAG
Molecule: messenger RNA, 2106 nt
Organism: Canariomyces notabilis
Lineage: Eukaryota; Fungi; Ascomycota; Sordariomycetes; Sordariales; Chaetomiaceae
Product: mitochondrial carrier
Exons: 3
Coding region: 1-2106 (701 amino acids)
Biological process (GO): L-glutamate transmembrane transport; malate-aspartate shuttle; aspartate transmembrane transport
Molecular function (GO): L-aspartate transmembrane transporter activity; L-glutamate transmembrane transporter activity; calcium ion binding
Source: RefSeq, a predicted model, not a curated record